Molecule: messenger RNA, 651 nt
Organism: Klebsormidium nitens
Lineage: Eukaryota; Viridiplantae; Streptophyta; Klebsormidiophyceae; Klebsormidiales; Klebsormidiaceae
Source: the annotation of a GenBank genome assembly
AUGGGGACCUGGAGUGGUGAAGUGCUCUUCGUUGCAAACGAAGGAAGACAAAGAAUACAGGUAAAGAAGACAUUUGUUCUCUUUCCCCUCGCCCUGGAGCUGCUGGCGGCAAAGAAGACGCGCGCGCUCUACGCUACCAAGUUGCUGAUCGAGUUGCCGCUCGUGGGGCUGUGCGCGCUCAACGCGUGGGCGCACUGGGGCGACUGCGUGCGCGCGAGCGCGGAGCCCGAGGACGUCCUUUACGCGCUCUUGUUCGCUUGGUUUGCGGGAGGCGAACUCUUCAAGCUCUGCUGGGGAGACAUGGUCAAGCUCGAGAGGGCGGCCAGAGACUGCUUCAAGCUGUACAGGGCCCUUCCAUCCGAUGAGGCGGGGCCGCACCUCGGGUGGGACUCGGAGGACGAGGCAUCUCUCGCGGAACAACACGAGCUUGUGAAGCAGGACUUUCUGUGGGGACUUGCCUUUGGGUUCAUACUGUUCACGGGGCUGGCAGUGUCGAAUCGCGUCUCUCCCAACCCUUCCGAUGACAAACUGUGGGGCCACGCCCUUUUCCUCAGCUUGUCCGUCUACUUUGUUGGAGAAUUUAUGUUCGGCAUGUGCACGUGCCUAGCUCUGGAGGGAAGAAAGUGGGCGGUUCGGAAGUGGGGCAGUUAA